Medicago truncatula (barrel medic) is the source of this 3756-nucleotide messenger RNA. RefSeq names its product CHD3-type chromatin-remodeling factor PICKLE. Gene Ontology annotation, cellular component: nucleus; chromatin. NCBI's taxonomy places the organism in Eukaryota, Viridiplantae, Streptophyta, Magnoliopsida, Fabales, Fabaceae. Bases 4 to 3756 code for a protein of 1250 amino acids. The transcript has 29 exons. Gene Ontology annotation, molecular function: chromatin binding; histone binding; ATP hydrolysis activity. The record is from RefSeq and is a predicted model, not a curated record. Gene Ontology annotation, biological process: chromatin remodeling.
UAUAUGAAUUUUUCAAAUUUAAUCUAUGUUCAGAAAAUGAGUAGCUUGGUUGACAGGCUUCGUGUAAGAUCUGAUCGAAAGCAAUUUAAUACUCAAGAUGAGUCAGACGAUGAUGCUGAUUUAAUGCCCAGAAAAAGUCAGACAACUCUGGAAAAGUUUGAGAGGAUUGUAAGAAGCGAUGCAAAAAAGGAUUCAUGCCAAGCUUGUGGAAAGAGCGGAAAUCUUAGGAGCUGUAAAACAUGCACUUAUUCGUUCCACACCGAGUGUUUACUGUCACCACUUAAAAGCUCCCGUCUUGACAACUGGAUGUGCCCUGAAUGUGUUAGCCCACUUAAUGAUAUUGAUAAGAUAUUAGAUUGUGAGAUGCGUCCCACUGUUGCCGGCGAAAGUGAUGCCGAAAAUUUGAGGUCCAAACAAAGUUUGACGAAACAAUAUCUUGUGAAGUGGAAAGGACUAUCGUAUAUGCAUUGCGGAUGGGUGCCAGAGGAAGAGUUUCUGAAGGUUUUCAGGAUUAAUCAACAUUUAAAGACCAAAGUAAACAACUUUCAUCGUAAAAUGGGACCAGUCAGAAAACCAGAUGAAGAUUUUGUUGCCAUUCGACCUGAAUGGACUACGGUUCACCGAAUACUUUCUUGCAGGGACCAUGGUGCUGAGAAGGAAUAUCUUGUGAAGUGGAAAGAGCUUCCUUAUGAUGAAUGCCAUUGGGAGCUUGAGUCAGAUAUCUCUUUGUUUCAGGCAGAAAUAGAGAGAUUCAAUAUAUUUCGUUCUAGGUCUAGGAAGAUUUCUUAUUGUAAGCAAAAAGGCAGUGUUAGUGAUGAUGCUGAAUUGAUAAAGCAGCAGAAAGAAUUUCAACAGUAUGAACAUAGCCCCGAAUUUCUUUCAGGGGGUACACUACAUCUGUAUCAACUUGAGGGAUUGAACUUCCUACGUUUCUCUUGGUCCAAGCAAACUCAUGUUAUACUUGCUGAUGAAAUGGGACUUGGAAAAACUAUACAAAGUAUUGCUUUCUUAGCAUCCCUUUUACAAGAGAAUGCUUCUCCACAUUUGGUGGUUGCUCCACUUUCUACACUACGAAACUGGGAGCGCGAAUUUGAAAGAUGGGCACCUCAAAUGAAUGUUGUUAUGUAUGUUGGAACUUCCCAAGCUCGUAGCACUAUUAGAGAAUAUGAAUUUUACUUUCUGAAGAAUCCGAAGAAGAGCAAGAAAAAGAAUUCUAAAAAAACAGUUACUACAAGAAAGUUGGAAAGCAUUAAAUUUGAUGUUCUUUUGACUUCAUAUGAGAUUAUAAUCCAAGAUACCGCAUCAUUGAAGCCGAUAAAGUGGGAGUGCAUGAUAGUCGAUGAAGGUCACCGUCUGAAAAACAAGGAUUCAAAAUUGUUUUCUUCACUGAAGCAAUACUCUAGCAGACAUCGUGUGCUUUUGACAGGAACUCCUCUUCAGAACAAUCUGGAUGAACUCUUUAUGCUUAUGCACUUCCUUGACGCUGGGAAGUUUGGAAGUUUAGAAGAGUUCCAAGAAGAAUUUAAGGAUAUCAAUCAAGAGCAACAGGUUUCGAGGCUUCAUACAUUGUUGGCCCCACAUCUCCUGCGAAGAUUGAAGAAGGAUGUUAUGACUGAACUACCUCCUAAAAAGGAGCUUAUUAUACGUGUUGAAUUGAGCAGCAAACAGAGAGAAUAUUAUAAGGCAAUUUUGACUCGUAAUUAUGACAUAUUAACUCGCCGUGGUGGAGCACAAAUUUCUCUUAACAAUGUUGUUAUGCAACUGCGUAAGCUAUGUUGUCAUCCUUACAUGUUGGAAGGAGUUGAGCCAGUUCUGCACAAAGAAACAGAAGCAUAUAAACAAAUGCUGGAAUCAUCAGGGAAGUUGCAAUUGUUGGACAAGCUGAUGAUGAAGCUUAAAGAGCAAGGGCAUAGAGUCCUUAUAUUUUCUCAAUUUCAGGGCAUUCUGAACAUGCUUGAAAGUUAUUGUGUUUACAAGCAUUGGCAGUAUGAAAGGAUAGAUGGAAAUGUUGAUGGAGAUGAACGACAAGUACGGAUAGACCGAUUUAAUGCUGAAGAUUCUUCAAGAUUUUGUUUUCUUCUUUCUACUAGAGCUGGUGGGUUGGGGAUAAACCUUGCAACGGCAGACACAGUUAUUAUAUAUGAUAGUGAUUGGAACCCUCAUGCUGAUCUACAGGCUAUGGCCAGAGCUCAUCGAGUUGGACAAACUAACAAGGUGUUGAUUUUUAGGCUUAUAACACGUGGAACAAUUGAAGAAAGGAUGAUGGAAAUAACUAAGAAGAAGAUGGUGUUAGAACACGUAGUCGUAGGCAGAAAGGCUCAAAACAUUAAACAGGAAGAGUUGGACGACAUCAUCAGGUAUGGCUCAAAGGAGUUAUUUGCUGAUGAGAAUGACGUGGCCGGAAAAUCUCGCCAAAUUCAUUACGACGAUGCCGCUAUUGACAGAUUGUUGGGUCGCGACCAAGUUGGAGCUGAAGAGGCCACUUUGAAUGAUGAAGAUGAAAGUGGAUUUCUGAAAGCCUUUAAGGUGGCAAAUUUUGAAUUCAUUGAUAAAGGUGAGGCUUCAGAAGGAAAAAACUUUUGGGAGGAAUUGCUUAAAGAUAAAUACCAAGAGCAAAAAGUUGAAGUGCAAAAUGCCUUGGGUAAAGGGAAGCGAAACCGCACAACUUUACUGGGGGAGAAUUUUGCUCGGCUAGAAGGUGUAGGCUCCUCCGACUACGAGGAUGACGAUUAUGAAGUGGAUCAUACCGACGGUGAUUCAAAUUCAACAAGAACUACUACAUCCAAAAGACCUUCCAAAAAGACAGCUCCUGCAGAUAACACAAAUCCACCGGCUUUAAUGGAAGGCGAAGGAAAAUCACUAAAAGUGAUAGGUUUUACUCAACGUCAGAGAGCUGCUUUCCUUCAGCUUUUAAUGAGGUUUGGGGUCGGCGAUUUUGAUUGGAAGGAUUUUAUUCCCCACAUGAAGCAGAAGACUUGUGAAGAAAUCAACGAGUAUGGAGCCCUUUUCUUGUCUCAUAUUGCUGAAGAUAUAAAUGAUUCCCCUGCAUUCUCAGAUGGUGUUCCAAAAGAAGGACUUCAAAUAGUUGAAGUACUUGUUAGAAUAUCGGUUUUGUCAUUGAUAAGGGAAAAGGUGAAGUUUGCAUCAGAAAAUCCCGGCACUCCACUUUUUUCAGAUGACAUCUUGUCACGAUAUGCAGGCUUGAGAAGUACAAAGAUAUGGAAGGAGGAGCAUGAUUUAGUCUUGCUGCAUGCAGUUUUGAAGCAUGGAUAUGGAAAGUGGCAUGAUAUUGUUGAUGAUAAGGAUCUGAAUAUUCAAAGAGUCAUCUGUCAGGAGUUAAGUACCCCCUUCAUAAAUUUACCAUCGCUAGGACAAGUUGGUUCUCAAGUGAAAAAUGGUGCAAAUAUGACAAAUGUGGAAUCCCCAUCGAACCAGUCUAGGGAGAAUAAUGGUAGUGCCGCAGCAGUUAAUGGAGCACAUGGCUCUUAUGAUGCUAGGAGCCAAGAACCGUUGUAUCAACUCUCCGAUCUAUUAUUGCAAUUUAGAAACAUGCAGAGAAGACAAAUUGAUUUCAUAAGAAAGAGGUUUCCUCUCUUGGAAAAUUGUCUCAAUGAUGAAUACUGCCAGAAAGAAUACUCUGACAAGAUGGAAGCAACGGCGGGGACCUAUCAAGAAACUCGAAAUGAAUCUACUCAAACCCCAACGAUUUAUCAACUGCCUCAAGUUGAAAAAAUAAGUAUGAAUUUGCAUCUCUGA